Messenger RNA from Hyla sarda, 1095 nucleotides. It is a transcript of the gene OCIAD1, whose product is annotated as OCIA domain containing 1. Lineage: Eukaryota; Metazoa; Chordata; Amphibia; Anura; Hylidae. Gene Ontology annotation, cellular component: endosome. The transcript has 8 exons. Bases 138 to 890 code for a protein of 250 amino acids. The record is from RefSeq and is a predicted model, not a curated record.
UCCCUGUAUGUGAUGUAGGGGGCGGGCGGCAGCUCCUACACUUCCGGUAGUGAGCAGGAUUUCCGGGCUGUGAGGAGCAGUGCGGAGGUCAUAGCGCUGUGCAGGACUCUCCAGGCUGAUGGUUGUUAUUCUUGGCCAUGGACGUCAACUCUCCGCAGGCAAAUCUCACUGAGCAGCGGCCGCCACCUCAGGCGGGGAUGCAGAGGGGUUAUAUUCCCACUGAAGAGGAGGCGAGAGUCUUACGAGAAUGUAAUUCUGAGAGCUUUUGGUACAGAUCUGUCCCCUUCUCCAUUAUAAGCAUGCUAGCUACACAGACCCUCAUCCACAGAGGGGUACUUUCAAAAUCAAGCAGAUUUGGUCCUUUCCCUAAACUAGCUUUUGCUGCUGCCUUUGGAUACAUAGCUGGAAAGGUUACAUACAUUAAACAGUGCAGGGAGAAAUUUCUGAAAUUACACAACUCCCCAAUGGCUGAGAUGAUUCGACAAGGACCAAGGCGUCAACCACAAUUUCCCCAGGCUACAGACAAUUCUUCCGAAUUUUCUGAUGCAGAUGUCACAGCCCCAGCCCCGCUUCAGACUUUUGCACCAAUAGUUGCUGAGCCCCCAUCCAGGCACUCCAGCAAGUAUGAUUCCUCUGCAGCAGAAGUUCCUUUUAGCGCAUCUAUGAGUGAAUCUGCACCCACUGGAAUUGGAGACAAGGCUAUACAAGGGCCUGAUCCAAUCCUAGAAGAAACUUCUAAACAGAAACCAGUCACGUAUGAUGAGCUAAGGGACAACAACAGAGACCACUACCACAAGGCUGGUUUGGUGUCUUCUAGAGCACCUAUACAGGAGAAGCAGCCCUGGAAGGAAGUCAAAAAGAACAAAUAUGGCGAUGUGUGGGAAGAAUGAAAAUGCCUGCAGAACACCAAAUAUUGUCAUUUGUAAUAGUUCUACCUUAUGUUGGCACUUAAUAAAUGAAUGCAAAGCAUAACGCAAUUCAGAUUGCAUGGUGUGAAAAGGUUUAUUGGUUUAUGUUGCUGCAUUUAUAAAAAGGAAUUUGUUUAUUUUCCACCUAAAAUAAUGGCUUCUAUAUUUUAGGACAUUAAAAUUAAUU